AUUUUUGUAUAACUUGAAAUUAAAGAAUCGUUUAUAUAGGCUUUCAAAGGAAAAUCUAAAGAAUUGAAAACACUCUGAUUCAAUAUUAUCAUGGGAAAUAAAGUGGCGACUUUUACCGAAGAACAACUCGAAGAUUAUCAAGACUGUACGUUCUUCACACGCAAAGAAAUACUGAGAAUUCACAAACGCUUCCGAGAUAUGGGUGACCCAGGAACCGUACCCCGUGUAAUGUCCCCUCAAGAUGCAGCCAAUUUACGUUUGCCGUUAUCGUACGUAGCACGUCUGCCCGAGCUAAAGGAAAACCCAUUCAUGGAGCGUAUAUCCGAAGUAUUUACAAAAUGCCGAGAUCCCGGAUACAGCGCAGAAGAAGGUAUUUGUUUCGAAGAAUUUUUGGAAAUGAUGUCCGUAUUUUCCGAACACGCAUCGCGGGAUCUAAAAGUAUUUUACGCCUUCAAAAUUUACGAUUUCGACGAAGACGGAAUGUUGGGACUUGGAGACUUGGAACGUACCUGCCGACAAUUAGCUAGAGGAGGACUAAGCGCCGAGGAAGUAGCCACGGUUUGUCGAAAGGUUUUGGAAGAAAGUGACAUCGACGGUGACGGUGCUUUGUCAUAUUUAGAAUUUGAACACGUUAUCACAAGAGCUCCUGACUUCUUAGCGACCUUUCACAUUCGUAUAUAAUUUUGUUAUAUAAAUUAUCAUUCUUCAAACUGCGGUGUUUUUUAUCUCUGCAUAUAGAAUAAAUUAUUCGAAGUUUGCGGUAGAAAUUUUAAGGAACAUAAUC
Messenger RNA from Athalia rosae (coleseed sawfly), 784 nucleotides. Its product is annotated as calcium and integrin-binding family member 3-like. Gene Ontology annotation, molecular function: calcium ion binding. Lineage: Eukaryota; Metazoa; Arthropoda; Insecta; Hymenoptera; Athaliidae. The record is from RefSeq and is a predicted model, not a curated record. The coding region runs from base 91 to 681 and encodes 196 amino acids. The transcript has 4 exons.